AUGGAGAAGCUCGGGCGCCGCCCCGAGGGCGCCGUGCGCCACGUCGUGUACUGGAUGCGCAUGCGCGACAUGCGCAUCGAGGACAACCGCGCGCUGGCGCUGGCCUCGGAGCUCGUGCAGCAGGGCGGCAAGGGCUCGCACCUCAUCGUGCUGCAUGUGCUCAGCCCGGGCGACUUUGCGGCGCACGACCGCAGCCCGCGGCGCAUCGACUUUGUGCUGCGCACGCUCGCCAAGCUGCGCGAGCAGCUGGCCGAGCUCGACAUUCCGCUGUACGUCACGUCGCACAACGAGCGCAAGAAGAUUCCGCACCGUGUGCUCGAGCUGUGCAACAGCUGGGGCGUCUCGGACAUCACAGGCAACAUCGAGCACGAGGUCGACGAGCUUUGGCGCGACAUUGCCACCGUGCAGCAGGGCCCCAAGGCCGGCGUACACCCGCACUUUGUCGAGGAUACGUACGUUGUGCCGCCGGGUGCCGUCAAGACCAACGACGGGCGGCCGUACAGCGUCUUCUCGCCGUGGAAUCGGCGCUGGACGGAGCACCUGAGCAAGCACCCUGAGCUGCUCGACGAGUCGCCGCUGCCCGAGCGCAACGACGCGUCGAUACGCAAGGACAGCAAGCUCGGCAAGCUGUUCGAGCAGGAGGUGCCCGAGGCGGUGCCUGGAUUCGAGUGCGAGGACCGCGAGUACAUGCACAAGCUGUGGCCGGCCGGCAGCGACGCGGCGCGCCGCGUGCUCGAGCUCUUCAUCGGCGGCAAGAAGGGGCAGAUGGACUUUGAGGCCGAUGCCACGGGCGUCGACCAGCCGAUGACGGACGACGGCGCCAAGGACAGCAAGAUUGCGGCGUACGGCACGGCGCGCAACAUCCUCUCCGAGCACGGCACGAGCCGCCUCAGCCCGUACCUCUCCGCCGGCGUCAUCUCUGCGCGUGCCUGUCUGCGCGCCUCGCGCGACGUGACCAAGGGCAAGCUGCAGAUCGGGCGCGACUCGGGCCCGGCGAUGUGGGGCGUCGAGGUGGCGUUCCGCGACUUCUACGGCCACGUGCUGAGCGCCUGGCCGCGCGUGUGCAUGAGCAGGGCAUACCUGCUCAAGUACGAGGACGUCAAGUGGGAGUACGACGACGAGAAGCUCAAGGCCUGGAUGGCCGGCCGCACGGGCUAUCCCAUCGUCGAUGCCGCGCAGCGCCAGGGCGCAAAGCAGGGCUACAUGCACAACCGCGGCCGGAUGAUCGUGGCCAUGUUCCUCACGAAGCACCUCAUGCAGGACUGGCGCCUGGGCGAGGCGUACUUUAUGCGCAGCUUCAUCGACGGCGACUUUGCGAGCAACAACGGCGGCUGGCAAUGGAGCGCCAGCACGGGAACCGACCCGCAGCCAUACUUCCGCAUCUUUGCGCCCCUCUCGCAGUCGGAAAAGUCUGAUCCGCAGGGCGAGUACAUCCGGCACUGGGUGCCCGAGCUGCGCCACGUCAAGGGCAACGCCGUGCACGCGCCGUACGAGCGUCUGUCGAAGGCCGAGUUCGAGAAGCUCGGCUACCCCAAGCCCAUCGUCGACCACAAGCAGGCGCGUGAGCGGGCGCUGCGCCGCUUCAAAAACCCGGGCGAGGAGUGA
This is a messenger RNA of Tilletiopsis washingtonensis, 1605 nucleotides long. RefSeq lists its product as hypothetical. Gene Ontology annotation, biological process: entrainment of circadian clock by photoperiod; circadian regulation of gene expression. The coding region runs from base 1 to 1605 and encodes 534 amino acids. The record is from RefSeq and is a predicted model, not a curated record. Lineage: Eukaryota; Fungi; Basidiomycota; Exobasidiomycetes; Entylomatales. Gene Ontology annotation, molecular function: FAD binding; DNA binding. The transcript is spliced from 5 exons. Gene Ontology annotation, cellular component: cytoplasm; nucleus.